Messenger RNA from Cladophialophora immunda, 1725 nucleotides. RefSeq lists its product as uncharacterized. The transcript has 3 exons. The record is from RefSeq and is a predicted model, not a curated record. Gene Ontology annotation, molecular function: CoA-ligase activity. Lineage: Eukaryota; Fungi; Ascomycota; Eurotiomycetes; Chaetothyriales; Herpotrichiellaceae. The coding region runs from base 1 to 1689 and encodes 562 amino acids.
AUGGUCUUGGAAACAGUCCCCGAAGACAUCACGACGUGGGAAUGGGUCUUUGAGACGAAGGAGUUCUCGCCGCUGUACAAGACGCCCCGGGAGCCGCUGGCCGGGUAUGUCAAUGCCGUCACCAAGGAACGCCUGGAUUGGGCGGCCGUCAAGACCGCGGCCACUCAACUGAGCACCGCCUGGGUCAAGGAGUAUGGAUUCCAGCCCGGCGAGACGAUCUCGCUGUUCAGCACCAACACCAUCUGGUACCCGAUUGCCAUGUGGGCUGUUAUCCGGGCAGGUGGAAGAGUCAACGGCGCCUCUCCGGCCUACACGGCCGAGGAGAUGACCUACGCCCUGAAGAUCGCAAAGUCUAGGUUUCUUGUGACGCUGCCCACGUCCCUGGACGUGGCAUUGGCGGCGGCUCGAAACGUCGGCAUCCCGCGCCACCACGUCUUCCUGCUGGAAGGCAAGGCGGAGGGCUGCAUCAGCAUCCAAGAUCUCAUGAGGCGCGGCGAGAAGUAUACUCCCGAUCCGCCGUACCGGGUACCACGAGGCAAGACGAACAAGGACGUCUGCGGGUAUUUGAAUUUUAGCAGUGGGACGACGGGGCUGCCAAAGGCUGUCAGUACUUACAACCGAUGCUGGGUCAUGCUCUCGCACCACAACAUCAUCGCACAGUGCCACCAGCUCAGACAGAUCCAGGCCCCCGGCCGGUACAAGAUCCUGGCCGUCAUGCCGCUGUUCCACAUUACGGGCCUGGUGAGGUUCUGCACGUACCCGAUCUUCAUGAACGGAGACAGUGUCAUGCUCCCCGCCUUCACCAUGGAGUCCAUGCUCCGCGCCAUCUGCGAAUUCAAAAUCCAAGAACUCAUCCUUGUCCCGCCCAUCAUCAUCCGCCUCGUCCGAGACAAGAUCGUCGACGACUUCGACCUCCGCCACGUGGACCGUUGGUCGUCGGGCUCGGCCCCCAUCUCGCCGGAGAUCAUAGCGUUGCUGCAGAAGAAGUUUCCCUGGACGGGCUUCCGGCAGGGUUACGGGGCUACAGAGUCGACGGCGUGCAUUUCGGCACAUCCGCCUUCGCACUACGACUACAAGUACGCGACCACGGGGGGGAUGUUGGUCGCGAACACGGAAGCCAAAGUGAUUGAUCUGACGACGGGGAAAGAACUGGGCGUGGGCGAGACGGGGGAGAUUCUCGCCAGGGGACCCCAGAUCGCGAUGGGAUACCUGGACAACCCGGCCGCCUCGGCGGAGACGUUCGACCAGGACGGCUACUUCCACACGGGGGACGUGGGCCACUUUGACGCCGAAGGGCUGAUCCACAUCGAGGACCGCAUCAAGGAGAUGAUCAAGGUCAAGGGCCUCCAGGUGCCGCCGGCCGAGCUGGAGGAUCUGCUGCUGGGACACCCCGAGGUCGAGGACUGCGCGGUGCUGGGCAUCCCCGACGAGUACUCGGGCGAGAAGCCCAAGGCGUACGUGGUGCUGAAGGCCGGCGUGCGCGAGAGCGACGAGGUGGGCAAGCGCCUGCUGCAGUUCGUCCGCGAGCGCAAGGUGCGGUACAAGUGGCUUGUCGAGAUCGAGUUCACGCAGCAGGUACCCAAGAGCCCGACGGGCAAGCUGCUGCGCCGCAUCCUGAAGGUCAAGGACAAAGAAGGCAAGGACCGAGGGCUGAGGGUCAGGGACGAGCCGGAGCGGGCGAGGCUGUAAUGGGAGAUGGGAGGUGAUUUUUGGGUUGUCGUAUUU